This is a messenger RNA of Peronospora belbahrii, 774 nucleotides long. NCBI's taxonomy places the organism in Eukaryota, Oomycota, Peronosporomycetes, Peronosporales, Peronosporaceae. The record is from the annotation of a GenBank genome assembly.
AUGCCCGAUAUCUUCACGGUGCUGACAUGUGCAUAUGCAUUGAUUUGUCCUUCAACUCUGGCAGCCUUGAGUAUUCCUCUGGCCAACGACUUGCUUCGAAAAGAAAAAUUACUCGAAGUUUCCAACAACAUUCAUAACGUUGAUCGACAAUACCUCGUGGGAACUACGCUCUAUCCGCAGAACCCAGGACCCACGGAAAAAAAUUCAUCGCUAUACUCUUCGAUAUUGGCCUCCCAGGUAGGAGCUUUAUCUGCUUUCGAAAACCAAAAUCAAUCGAUAAUCGAGAAUACACUGCGGUCGUUAGGCCCGUACAAAUCACUGGAGAGUUUCAAGGCGGCCUAUGACGCCCUUCAAAGUGCUGAAUUGAUCAAUAUACCUCAAGCCUUUGACAAUAGCGACAAGAAUUUUGGAGCCAUACGUUUGGGUAUUCGCGGCUACAACCUCAAAUUGGUGAACUUGAACGAGUGGUCAGAACCUCUCAACUGUCUUUCGGACUCGUUGGAUUUUUCGACUAUGGGGCAAUACACGGAUUUAAACACGACAAAAUCGAAGUACGCGCCCAAUGUCGUUAGUUCUUUCUGUAACAACAUUGAAACCGGUGUACUACUGCCUUUGGCCAUCAAAAUCGUUGAUUCGGGUCUAACGUACACAAAAGAAGACUCGGCAGGGGAGUGGCAACUGGCAAAGAUGGCACUAGAUGCGACAGAACUCAACUAUCUGCAAAUCAUACACUUUGUGGAAGUGCGUAAUGGUGUCGAUCCCGAUCCAGAUUGA